AUGUUCGGUCUCUUCACCGGCUCCAUCUCCGACCCAGAGCUGACUGAACGAAGAGGACUGCUGGAUUUACUGGAGCCAGGAGAUGGCUGCAUGGCAGACAAGGGUUUCACCAUCGAGAAGCCACUAGCUGAUCGUGGGGCAACGUUGAUUAUACCACCCUUCAAGAUGACAGGAUUGAAGAGUUUAGUUUUGGUGAAAACAUACACAUUUCACAAGAAUUCCCCGGAUUUGAGAUCCUCGGACACCAAAAAUGUCAGGCGGACCCUUGAGCAGGUCUUUGACCGGGUGGUCCUGGUGGACGUUCUGGACAGCCGGGCCCGGGCCCACCUCUCCUGGCUGGGCCGUCCCGAGCUGGGAGUGACCUUCACUAAGCUCCACGCCUGGACCCUCACCCGCUACCACAAGUGUGUGUUCCUGGACGCAGACACCCUGGUGCUGCAGAACGUGGACGAGCUCUUCCAGAGAGAGGAGCUGUCGGCGGCGCCUGACCCCGGCUGGCCUGACUGCUUCAACACGGGGGUGUUCGUGUUCCGGCCCUCCCUGGAGACCCACGCCCGCCUGCUGGACCAAGUCCGGCGGCACGGCAGCUUCGAUGGGGGGGACCAGGGUCUUCUUAACUCGGUGUUCAGCGACUGGGCCGUGAAGGACAUCAACAGACGCCUGCCCUUCCUCUACAACCUGAGCAUCAGCUCAGUCUACACCUACCUCCCCGCCUUCCAGAGGUAUGGCCAUAACGCCAGGAUCAUCCAUUUCCUGGGGGCCUUCAAGCCGUGGCAUUCCGGCCAGGGGAGUGAGGGCCCGGGGAGUGAGGGCCCGGGGGCCACCGGCAGGGAUGAGUUUGUCACCCUCUGGUGGAGAGAAUACCUACAGCAGGCGGCGCCCGUUAAGCACAGCACACUCUCCAGGAGCAUGCAUGCCAUGAUGGUUUUACUACGGGUGAUCUCGAUGGUAGUCCCGGAUGAGCGAGGCAUCCAGAAUACGACUCCGGGGAACCCAGGAGCGCUCCUCAGGACCAUACCCCUCCCAGUCGACGAGGUACUGGUGGCCCCGGCCGCGGCGCCGCACAUCCAGGAGGCGACGAACCGUCCACGCUGGGUGGUUGUCAAUGAUCCUAGCCUUACAGAACGCCCGCUAGACUUGGGAGGUGAACUGGGGAACACGUGCCUGACCAGGAGGUCGGCGGUCUCCCUUGAGGAGGGAAGCUUUGGGAUUGCGAUGAAGUGUGCGGCCUUUGAAAAACGGUCGAUCACGGUUAGGAUGGUGGUGUUCCCCUCGGACGUGGACUGUAUAUUCCGAAAUAAACAAGCGGCGUCCAUGGUGGACAACCAGAAUCGCCGACCGAGAAAGUCCAAGGUGCGGGUGAUACCUGGGUGGCAGGUGAGCCGGGAGGAAUGCGCCAAGGCCAGUACCCUGGACCGUGCAGAGUCUGGGUUGAACAAUCGGUUAGGGGGACCGGUUAAGGAGUCUAGCUGCUGCCCCUGCGCAAGACGUACCGCGGACUCCACCUCCCAGGUGAGAGUGGCGAUCAGACAAGUCCUCGGGGGAGUACAGGCGAGACAGGGCAUCCGGCUUGACGUUCUGGGAGCUGGGACGAACUCCAACUCUGUUUCUCCUGAACUCAGGACGAGAGCCCCUGAAAUUCCAUCUGGAGCAAAGUUCAGCCCCUCAAGCUCUGCCCCAAUCCACCAACAGUCAAGUCCAGAGGAGGAGAUGGGGAAGCCGUCAGACACAGUGAUGGAGGAGGAGGUCACAGAGAAGUUUUCCAGGACAGUGGCUGUGACCGAGGCCACGACGGAGGCCGAGACGGAGGCUGGAACCGAGACAAAGGCUGAAGCGAUGGCCGAAACUGAGGCUAAAAUGGAGAUAGCGAUGGACGCUACAAUGAAGGCCGAGACAGGGGCUAAGAAAGAGGCUGCGACAGAGGCUAAGACGGAGGCCGAAGCGAAGGCUCCAACGGAGGCGGAGGCCGUGGCAGCGGCCCCGCAGCAGGAGCAACGGCAGCAGUGGGAGGCCGGCCGCCCAGACUACCUCGGCCAGGACGCCUUCCACAAAAUCCAGUGGAAGCUGGACCGCUUCCUGCAGUAAAGUCGGACGACCACAAGGGGGAGACAAACCCAGCAGACCGUACCGGCAGAACACAGAUCCGUACUAACAAAACUCAACGGCCAACUUUUAAACUGGACGGGGAUUGCAGUCUCCCUCUGGUUCUCUCCUGAACCUUCUCCAGCUUUUGCUGGACAAUGUUGACAACUUUGUCCUGUCGCUCGAUGUCCAUUGCAACCUCCUCUUCAUUGAACUGCUCCUCAAAGGACCCAUCGACCUGUAAAAAACCAAAUUGGUUAUUUAAUUUGAUUACAGUUCAUAACUAACGUCAUUCAAUAAUUGUUCAAAACUGUUUUUUGAAGAACAAGAGAAUAUAUAUAAACAUUCCAACUAACCUCAUAGUUUUCCUGCACCUGAGAUGGAUACCUUGCUUCCCUCCCAAACAUCAGGAAAAAUGGAGAGAAGCGGAUUGUGAGCUGCCUUUUGGUGCACAAACCAAACAUGACAGCAUCCAGGUAUCCAUCCCAUAUGUUGGGUUUUUCUCUUGCGAGCUUCCCCAGAGCUCUAGACAGUUUAAAAAAGUUUAAUGUUACCCUUUUAUUUGAGUAUGUUAAAUGCUGUUUCUUCGAUUUAUAACAAGGUAAUUUUAUCAAUUGAUCUAGUUAUAAAAUGCAUCUUUUAACCUCUGUAUAGUGCCAUUUAAUCUCUCCACCAACCCAUUCGUCUGGGGGUGGUAUGGGGAACAGAGACUCCUUAUCCCCAAAAUUUGGCACACCUCGGUGUUGAUCUGUAUGACUGGUGCAGAGAACAAAUUAACCCCAUUGUAACAUUGAAUAAAUAAAACAUAAUAAUUUGAAAGGUCAAAUGUUUGCUAAAAUAGCGAUAAAAAGACAUACUUGGUUGACAAAUUCUCUUCCUUGGUCAGUGAGUAUUCUCUGUGGCACCUCAAAUUGAUAGACAAAUUUCAGAAUGCACUUUGUGACAUUGGCGGCAGAUUUGGAUUUGAUGGCAUAGGCCUGUGGCUGUGACUAUCGUGUAAAGUAGUUUACCAUUACACAAAUGUACUGAUUUCCCUGAUCAGUUAUC
Molecule: messenger RNA, 3129 nt
Organism: Gadus chalcogrammus (walleye pollock)
Lineage: Eukaryota; Metazoa; Chordata; Actinopteri; Gadiformes; Gadidae
Exons: 13
Coding region: 1-2085 (694 amino acids)
Cellular component (GO): cytoplasm
Molecular function (GO): glycosyltransferase activity
Source: RefSeq, a predicted model, not a curated record